Messenger RNA from Purpureocillium lilacinum, 1713 nucleotides. Its product is annotated as deubiquitinating enzyme. Gene Ontology annotation, molecular function: proteasome binding; cysteine-type deubiquitinase activity; protein binding. Lineage: Eukaryota; Fungi; Ascomycota; Sordariomycetes; Hypocreales; Ophiocordycipitaceae. Gene Ontology annotation, biological process: proteasome-mediated ubiquitin-dependent protein catabolic process; protein deubiquitination; regulation of proteasomal protein catabolic process. The record is from RefSeq and is a predicted model, not a curated record.
AUGGCGACAAUAACAGUCGUCGUCAAGCACCAGGGCAAAAAGUACGACGUCGAGGUCGACCCUAGCUCAACCGGUGAAGACUUUAAGCUGCAGAUCUUCAGCCUCACCAAUGUCGAGCCCGAACGACAGAAGAUCCUGAUCAAGGGCGGUCAGCUCAAGGACGAUGCCGACAUGGGCAAGCUUGGCCUCAAGGCGGGCCAGGCGAUCAUGAUGAUGGGCACCCCCGGCUCUGGCGCCUCACAGCUCGUCCGCCCCAAGGACCAGGUCAAGUUCGUCGAGGACAUGACUGAAGCCGAGCAGGCGCAGCAGGUCGGCGCCACCCCGGCCGGCCUCGUCAACCUCGGCAACACCUGCUACCUGAACUCGACGCUACAGACUCUGCGCUCCAUCCCCGAGCUCCAGACCGCCUUGACGGAAUACACGCCGAGCUCGACCGGCUUCAUGGCCGGCAUGUCGCAGAUGGACCUGGCGGCCCAGCUGUCGGGCUUGUACACCAAGAUGAGCCAGACGCAGGAGGCCUUCCCGCCAAUGAACUUCCUCAGCGCCCUGCGGGUUGUCUUCCCGCAGUUCGCCGAGAAGGCCAAGUCCAACAACGGAUACGCCCAGCAAGAUGCCGAGGAGGCGUGGUCGCAGAUUGUGCAGCAGCUCAAUCAGAAGCUUACCGUCAAGGAUGUCGCCGACGCGCCCGGCGUUUCUUUCGUCGACAAGUACAUGUCUGGCGAGUUCACCUCGUCUAUGGAAUGCGACGAGGAGGAGGCCCGCAACGGUGGCGAAAAGGCCAUUGUGUCCAAGGACCGCUUUUACAAGCUCAACUGUCACAUCGACGGCUCGACGAACCACCUGAGGGACGGCAUCCUGGCAGCGCUGAGCGAGAAGCUGGAGAAGAAGUCGGACGUGCUCGACCGCGACGCCACCUACACCAAGACGUCCAAGAUCUCGCGUGCGCCCAAGUACCUGACGGUGCACUUUGUGCGGUUCUUCUGGAAGCGAGAAACGCAGAAGAAGGCCAAGAUUAUGCGCAAAGUCACGUUCCCUCAGGAGCUGGACAUUGUCGAGUUUUGCUCCGACGAUCUCAAAAAGGCGUUGAUACCCGUCCGCGACAAGGUGCGUGAGAUUCGAAAGGACGAGGAGGAUAUCGAGCGCGCUCGCAAGCGUCGUAAGAAGAACCACGAGCAGGACCCCGACGAUAUCCCAGGCGGGGCCGGACUGCCCUCAGAGAAGGAGAAGAAGGAGAAGGAGGAGAGGGAGAAGAAGAAGGCCGAGGCAGGUAAGAAGGACGGAGAGAAGUCGGCCGACGGCGACACGGUCAUGGGCGAGACGUACAAGACGGACGCCGAGAUUGACGCGGAAAAGGACGCGGCCCUGCUGGAGGCCAAGAAGGAGCUCAACGCCGUCAUCGACCCGGAGCUGCGCAACGACGACGGCGCCAACCAGUCCGGCCUGUACGAGCUGCGCGGCGUCGUGACGCACCAGGGCGCGAGCGCCGACAGCGGCCACUACACGGCCUACGUCAAGAAGUCGGCGCCGGUGGACCCCAAGACGGGCAAGAAGGGCGAGGAGGACGGCAAGUGGUGGUGGUUCAACGACGACAAGGUGACGGAGGUGACGGUGGACAAGGUGGAGGCGCUGGCGGGCGGAGGCGAGUCGCACUCGGCCCUGAUUCUGCUGUACAAGGCGAUCCCGCUGCCCAGCUCGGACGGCACGAUGGCGUAG